Epinephelus fuscoguttatus (brown-marbled grouper) is the source of this 1126-nucleotide messenger RNA. RefSeq names its product hydroxysteroid (11-beta) dehydrogenase 1-like a (gene hsd11b1la). The transcript is spliced from 6 exons. Lineage: Eukaryota; Metazoa; Chordata; Actinopteri; Perciformes; Serranidae. Gene Ontology annotation, molecular function: oxidoreductase activity. The record is from RefSeq and is a predicted model, not a curated record. The coding region runs from base 100 to 963 and encodes 287 amino acids. Gene Ontology annotation, cellular component: intracellular membrane-bounded organelle.
GUCAUGAGAAGCAGAGAAUAGCGACUGCAUAUAUGUUGUACUCAUAUUUCUUGUAUAAGGCAGUUUUGAAAUUGUGCAGGUCUGGGUAGAGAUCACAAAAUGGGAGCUUUUACAAAAAUCAUAUUGGCUAGUCUAUGUGUGGCUUUCCUAGCUGUCAAGUGGACUGCACCCAAUUUUGACGCAGAGUCUCUUAGAGGUGCCAGAGUGCUGGUGACGGGGGCCAGUACGGGUAUUGGUGAACAAAUGGCAUAUCACUAUGCCCGCUUUGGAGCCCAGAUAGUAAUUACAGCCAGAAGGGAGAAAGUGUUACAGCAGGUUGCAGAGAAGUGUCUGAGUUUGGGAGCCCAGAAGGCUCUCUACAUAGCCGCAGACAUGUCCAAUGAGUCAGACCCUGACAAAGCUGUAGAUUUUGCUCUGGAAAAGCUUGGAGGGUUGGAUUAUCUGGUUCUCAACCACAUCGGCCCGAGCCCCUUCAGCAUGUGGGAGGGAGAUGUGGAGCACACCAAGUGGCUGAUGAAGGUCAAUUUCUUCAGCUACAUUCAGAUGACCUGGAAAGCUCUGGCUGCCCUUGAGCAAAGCAAAGGAUCACUGGUGGUUGUUUCAUCACUUUUAGGUAAAAUGCCCAGUCCCUUCGUAGCACCAUAUACCUCAACAAAAUUUGCCUUGAAUGGUUUCUUCGGGGCCCUCGGACACGAACUGGCGAUGAAGAAGAGCAAUGUGUCCAUCUCUAUAUGUACACUGGGGCUCAUUGAUACUGAUUCAGCUAUGGAAAAAGUCAGGGGAGUCACCAGCGUACCAGCCUACCCUGCCUCAGACGCAGCCUUGAACAUCAUCAAAACAGGAGCUACGAGACAGCCGGAGCUCUUCUACCCUUGGUUCACCCACAUUGUGACUCUGACUAAAGACUGGAUCCCUUCCAUGACAAACUAUGUCAUCCAGAAGUCCUACAAAUACAGCCCAUGAAAAACUUCUACAAUUGAUAUAUUCCACUACCUAGAUUUAGCCUUAAAUUUCUAGCAUAUCCAGACUUCUAGUGGCAAUGUUUCACUUUCCAGUUGGAAAAUAAUUUUACUAACAGCUAAAUGGAUCCGGUUACAAUAUUGUUACAAUAAAACAGACUACACCA